Melitaea cinxia (Glanville fritillary) is the source of this 1152-nucleotide messenger RNA. Its product is annotated as protein ALP1-like. Bases 127 to 900 code for a protein of 257 amino acids. The record is from RefSeq and is a predicted model, not a curated record. The transcript has a single exon. Lineage: Eukaryota; Metazoa; Arthropoda; Insecta; Lepidoptera; Nymphalidae.
AGAUAUUUGGCCAAGGGACAUACAUUUGUUCACCUGCACGAAAAUUUCAAGCUUGGAAUAUCUACUGUUGGUGUAAUAAUAAGAUGCACAUGCAAAGCGAUUUGGAAUGAACUUUUACAAGAAUCUAUGCCAGAAUUAACAACACAGCGAUUGAAAAAAAUCGCAAGAGAGUACGAAUUUAAAGCUAACUUUCCUCAUUGCGUUGGCGCUAUGGACGGCAAACAUAUCCGAAUGAUUAAACCUAACCGUAGUGGGUCACUUUUUUUCAACUACAAAGAGUUUUUCUCUAUAGUAUUAUUUGCUGUAGUGGAUGCAAGCUACAUGUUUACUUAUAUAGAUGUGGGCUCAUAUGGAAAAGAGUGUGACUCAACGAUUUUUCAAAAUUCUACAUUAUAUGGUCAUCCACAACACGAACAAAUAAAACUACCGCACCCAGAACCAUUAUCAAGCACUCGAAGUGGAGAUAUGCUUUUUGUUUUUGUUGCCGACGAGGCUUUUGGUUUGAGUCCAUAUAUCAUGCGUCCUUAUAGUGGAAGAAAUUUGCCGACGCCAAAACGUGUUUUUAAUUAUCGCCUCUCAAGAGCCAGGCGGUACGUAGAAUGUGCCUUUGGCAUAUUGUCCAAUAAAUGGAGAAUUUUUCAUCGUCCUUUAAACGUGAAUACAGACUUAGCAAUCGACAUUGUAAAGUGUUGCUGCAUUUUGCAUAAUUUCGUCAGAGCCAGAGAUGGAGGUAAUGCUAGUGAAUCAAUAGCGGUGGUAGAUUAUGAAGACGUGAUCAUCGACAUUACACAAUCACAAGCUAUAACGAGAGUUUCAGCAGCCAAUAUGAUACGUGAUAUGUUCCCCGACUAUUUUAUGAGCGAAGAAGGGGCACUGCCUUGGCAAUUACAUGUAAUUUAAUCACUACCUGUAAUAAGUUGGUAUUUUGUGAUAGAAAAUCGACAACUAUAGCGCGUACGAGUUAACAUGAGACUCCGCUGGAAUGCGACCCCCGUCCCGAGUCCCCGCACCGCGUCCCGCUCUCGCCUUGCCAGCUUAGUACCGAUAGCAUCUUUGUUACGGAUACGCGCCCCAAUUCUCGUUUGAUAAUUUUGAUAAUUGUUUGUUGUUUUGUUUAUUUUGUUUGUUUUUAUUAUCUUUGUUUUUAUGAAA